This is a messenger RNA of Guillardia theta CCMP2712, 2205 nucleotides long. RefSeq lists its product as hypothetical. The transcript has 2 exons. Lineage: Eukaryota; Cryptophyceae; Pyrenomonadales; Geminigeraceae. Bases 1 to 2205 code for a protein of 734 amino acids. The record is from RefSeq and is a predicted model, not a curated record.
AUGUUCGUCCGGUCUGUUAGUGAAGGGAUUUCGUCUCAAGUAGUUCAGAAGUGCAUCUUGAGGUCGUACGAGGAGGAACACCGUCUUGUGCAAGAGAAUGCCAGGCUUGCUUGCGAAGUUGAAGGGUUGAAGGCAAAUGUCCGAUCAGAAGAAGUUUGGAGAUGUCAAAUCAAAGACAUUCGAGAACGAAUGGCCCUCUACACGGAGGUCAUGGACGGUAAGUGCGAUGCUCUAGAGGAAGGCACACAAAGGCUUGGCUGUCAGCUGAGAUCGAUAUCCGACUGCCUGUCUGAGUUUAUGAGCCACUUCUCUUGGAUGCAGUUGGAAAACUAUCAGCUCAAGCAGGCUGCUGAAACGUCUCAGCUGAAGGUUGCGAGUCUUGAAGCUCGAGCGGUAGAAGCUGAAGAUCAACUCAGACAGGCGAUGAUGCAGCAGGAGGAGCGUCGCCUUAGCAACAUCGACGUGGAGGCUCUUGAAAGACAAGUAGAAGAGAAAGACGCCAACAUCGCCCGCCUGCUUCAUGCCUGCGAUACCAAAGACGCGCAACUCGCUUGGAUUGAAGCUGCAAGAGUGGCCGGGGCGCAGGAGCGUGAGGCUCUGGCACGGGCCGUGAAAGAGCUUGAACAUCAUCAGCUGGCGCACUCUAGGUUGGAGGAAAAGAGGAGGGAGCUAGAGGAGCGGGAGACGAGGCUCAACACUCAAGUCGCAGCGCUGAGCGAGGAGAACUCGCGACUGAGAGAUGAAGUGGCGGACAUGCAGCACGAGAAGCUCAAGGAAGAAAGACGAGGAGCCGAAGUGAGAGAGAAGCUGAUCCGAUCUGAACAACACCUCCAGGACAAAGAAAAGCAAGCAGAGGAGGCGAUGAGCGGUUGGGAAGAGGGACGAAGGCGGCAAGUUGAGUUACAGAUCCAAGGAGAGAAGAGAGAGGAGGAGUUACAGAGGCUGGCAGCAGAUCUAGAUGAGCAGAAGAGAAGAACACGCGAGCUUGAGUCCCUCUUGUCGACAUAUGAGAAGAAGGAGAAGACGCUUGAAGAGCGCUGUCAAGUCUCCCUUCGACUUCUCUCUGACCUCACCGAUAAGUUGAAAAAGACAGUGAGGGAAAAAGCGGAGCUGGAGGAGGCGCAGGGGAGCCUGGAGGAGAGGGUGGCGGAGGAAAGCUCUUCUCUCUUUGAGCAGCUGAGGCGAAGAGAAGGAGAGAUCCGAAGGAUCACUGACCAGCUGCUGGACCUGCAGGUCAAACUCCAACGAGCGCAGGAGGGCUACGACAAGCUGUCGGUGGUCUGCAAACUGAACGAUCAGAAGCUGCUGGAGAAGGAGGAGGCGAUGGUGGCGCUUGCCCUCAAGGCUGAACAUGCUCUCCUUGCCUCCGCCAAGUCUGAGAGCCUGGCAGCUGCUGAGCUGGCGAGCAGGAGGAGCGUCUCUCAACAAGUCGCGCGCCUCUCUAUGGCCCUCGAAGAAGCGACUGAAGCGAAGGAGGCGAGGCAACGAGAGGCGGAGGAGGAGCGCGAGCGAAGUCGCUUCUUGCUGCAUCAGCUGACUGAGAGCGACCUCGUCCGACAAGCCUACCAGCAGGAGAAGCUCCGACGUGAAGCAGCAGACACAGAGACGCGCGCGUGUCGAAAUGAGCUGACAAGGUUGCAAGAGAAGGUCGACGCCCUCAUAGCCGAUAAUCACAUGAUGGAAGCGACAAAAAAAGACCUUGCAGGUGCGAAGUCAAAGAUCGACGAAGUGGAGAAGAACAACAAGGAGAUGAGCGAAGCCUUGAGAAAGACUCGAGAGAGACUCGAGGCGACUGAGAAGAAGAUGAAGGAGGUGAAGGAUAUGAAGCAGAGGCGCGAAGAGGAGGUAACAAGGUUGCGGCAUCAACUGUUGACGUUUCAAGAAGCGGACAAGAACAGGAAGGAGGAGGUCCAAGAACAAUCUAACAAGGUACAGGAGCUUGCAAAGGCGACGGAGGAGAUGAAGUUAAGGCUGAAAGCAAGCGAGACAGCUCUGACCAAGGCGAAGGGAGAGAACUCAGCGUUGAUGAAGGAGUUGGAGGACAUAGGGAGGAGGAAGAAGGAGACGCAGAGCAAGUUGGAAGCAGAGCAGGCGAGGAGAAGGAAAGAAAUGUCAGCGAUGGAGAUUGAGAUGCAUAAGACUCAGCUGCGACUUGAACAUUCUUUGUUGCGGUCUAAAAUCAAAUCAAGCAAGUCGAUGACGUGA